Molecule: messenger RNA, 1326 nt
Organism: Arachis ipaensis
Lineage: Eukaryota; Viridiplantae; Streptophyta; Magnoliopsida; Fabales; Fabaceae
Source: RefSeq, a predicted model, not a curated record
AUCUCUCAUAUUUGGAAUUUGGUCAUUACUCACUUGGUCACAGCACAUAAUUUGACAUCUAAAGCCACCAUACACAUUCUCUCUCUUAAAAACCCAUGUCAAAAGUGAAGUCUUUUGGAUUUGAUCUUGAACCAUUUUAGCUAUAGUUCCUUGUGUUCACACAAAAUCAACAUAAGAAACAUACCCUUUUGUUUAUAUAGCUAUAUAUUGUUAUUACUAUUAUCCUUUUUCUGCUUAAUUAUUAUUAGUUAGCCAAAACCAUAGGAAAUUAAAGAAGUCUUCAAUCUUGAGUUCAUAUAUAGUUUUUAAUUUCUUCUUGCUGCUGCAUAAUGAGGGAAUUUCCUUCUUGUUUCGGUGAGAAUGGUGUUCAAGUUGCUGAUUCAUCAUCUUCUUUAGGUUCAACAACAACAACAAGAUCAGCACAAAAUGUGACAUGUGUCUACCAAUGCAAGCUGCAAGAAAGUUCUUCAAUUUGCUUCAUCACAGUGACAUGGACAAAAACCCUAAUGGGACAAGGCUUGAGUGUGGGAAUUGAUGAUCUUUUCAGCAACCAUUGCCUCUGCAAGUUUGACAUAAAGCCAUGGCUGUUCUCAAGGAGAAAAGGGUCCAAGAAUUUUGAUGUCAAAUCCAAUAAAGUUGACAUCUUUUGGGAUUUGAGCUCUGCAAAAUUUGGUUCUGGCCCUGAACCAUUAGAAGGGUACUACCUAGCAAUCAUGUUCAACCAUGUCAUGGUGUUGCUCCUUGGUGAUCUCAAAAAGGAUGCAUGCAAGAAACUAUUUGAUCAUCAUAAUAAUGGUGAUGAUGAAAUUUCCUACAAUCUUCAUCAAUCUUCUGGUGCAAUUUUUAUUGCAAAGAGGGAACAUGUUUUUGGUAAGAAAUGUUAUGGAGCAAAGGCUCAAUUUUGUGACAAGGGUCCAUUGCACAAUGUGACAAUUGAAUGUGACACAUUUAAUACCAACAGUAAUAAUAGUAUUAGUAGUGAUCCUUGUCUUGUGAUAAGAAUUGAUAGCAAGAUUGUGAUUCAGGUGAAGAGGUUGAAAUGGAAAUUCAGAGGGAAUCAUACAAUUUUGGUUGAUGGGGUUCCAGUGGAAGUGUUCUGGGAUGUGCAUAAUUGGCUCUUUGGGAAUUCUAUGGGGAAUGCUGUGUUCAUGUUCCAAACUCAAUCUCAAUCUGUUUCUUCUUCUGAAGAUCAUCACUGUCAUCAUCAUCAUCAUCAUCAUCAUGAAGAUGCAUUAACUUGGGCUUAUUGUCAACAGUUUAAGGAUUCACAGUUGCAAGGUCUUGGAUUCUCUCUCAUUUUGUAUGCUUGGAAGAAUGAGUAAUCAA